AUGUUAUCCUCUGCCAGGGGCCUACAGGUAGGUGACUAUUCCACAAAAUAAAUAUGAAGUUGCGCGAGGCGAUGAUGUCACCCUGACAUGUAGUUUCAUACCUGUCAGGCCAGACAACUUGUUGGUCAUCAUCACAUGGUCCAUGAAGACUGACAACCCUGAUGUUGAUCCAAAGGUCAGUCAGAAGAAAAGAGAUGAAGGAUGUUUUAAACUAAGGAAUGGCUCCAUUUGCUAAAUGUAAAGGUUCUUGCACCUGUGGGUGCUGUUUCUAGAGAGACGGAAACACAAAGCUAUAUGCUGAAAUAAAGAUCAAUAGAAGGAUUACAGUCUUGAGGUCAAGUGGAGAUAAUUUAUCUUAAUUCUGUAGAUGGAAUGUUUUAAAAGGUGGACAUGCUAAGUCAUUAUCGCCAUAAGGUCUAGAUACAGCAAACUUGUUUGAGUGUGUGCACUGCAGUUUGCAGAAUGUGUAUGUAUUAUUUUGUGUCUCCCUGGUUCAUGCAGAUCAUUAUUGCCUCCUUCUACUCUAACAAUGGUCAACUAGACAUCAAGCCUUCCUAUGAGGCCCGAGCAGAGAUGACCCAUGACGUCCCUGGAGGGCAGAGCACCCUGACCCUGCACCAGCCAGCUGACCAUGCAGGAGAACCGGCUGUGGCAAUGCAGGGUCCAGAUCCCUGA
Messenger RNA from Coregonus sp. 'balchen', 675 nucleotides. The record is from the annotation of a GenBank genome assembly. NCBI's taxonomy places the organism in Eukaryota, Metazoa, Chordata, Actinopteri, Salmoniformes, Salmonidae.